Guillardia theta CCMP2712 is the source of this 1707-nucleotide messenger RNA. RefSeq lists its product as hypothetical. Gene Ontology annotation, biological process: proteolysis. The transcript is spliced from 2 exons. The record is from RefSeq and is a predicted model, not a curated record. Gene Ontology annotation, molecular function: aspartic-type endopeptidase activity. The coding region runs from base 1 to 1707 and encodes 568 amino acids. Lineage: Eukaryota; Cryptophyceae; Pyrenomonadales; Geminigeraceae.
AUGGUUGGGGGAAGCAGGAGUAUGGUGCUCAUGGUGGUGAUGAUGCUCGUAGCGAGCGCAAGCUGCGUGUCCAUUCACAAGAUUGGCACGGUGAAGGAGACUGGCACGGUGAAGGAGUCCGACAAAGUAGCUCGCGGUGAUGUGAACGAGUACUUCGCUGAGGAAACGAACAAGGAGAUCGUGAAGACUAUGGAGGAUUUCAAGGCAGGCCAUGACUGGGAUGUUGGAUCGCUCCCUUGUGAGACUGGCCCUGUCCACUUCCAACUGGCAUGUAAGUCAGUCAGCUUUGCCAGAAGAAACCGUGGCAGGACCGUACCAUUCAGGGUCAAGAAUGGCCAGGUGAAGAAAGACUCUCAGUUGUUCUCAGAGAAGUUCCGCCCUGAGGAGUCCCGCCACUUCAACGUGGCAGCAUCAUCCUCGUUUCAAGCACAGACCUCCAUGACCUUCGACCUCCAUUACGCUGACGGCAGCCACUUGCGCGGCUUUGGAGGCAAGGAUGUAGUGCAACUCGGUGAUUACGAUGCCAACGCCCCUUUCGGGGUUAUCACCGAUUGUAACAGCCCGGAUUUCAACGGCGUUGACGGGAUUCUUGGGUUCGGUCUACCACGUGCUAACAACAACAUGCCUUACCCCAUCCUGUUCUCCAUCACAGAACAGAACACAGACCUUCUCAGAAAGUUCACGUUCUUCUCAACGGACGAUGCUGCCGAGGUCCAGCUUGGAGGGUACGAUCCUUCCAGUACGGCUGGCACAAUGUGGUAUGUUCCAGCCAUGGCGAAAGAUGAUUUCAUUGUGGGGACGACAUCCUUGAAGUUCGGUGACAACCUCAACAGCGCAGUCGAACUGCUGAAGUUCAAGAGCACUGCACAGCAGAAGGUCGGUAUGCCAUCGAUCUUGGAUUCUGGCACUUCCUGCCUCGUCAUUCCAGGGGACCGCGGCGGCGGCGUGCUCACCAACAUUCCUUGGGAUGACUUUGCCAAGAACUGGAAGAGGGGGCGAUCCUUCUGGUUGGAGAUUGGACAGAAGACCUGGGAGAUCCCGUUCUCGUCGUGGUACCUGGCGGAUACUGAGCAGACUUGCGUCCAGCCCUCUCCGGAGGGCAUGCAGGGUCUGUUGAUCGGCGACGUCUUCUUCCGGGAAUAUAUCGUCGAGUUUGACAUGACUGAAUCCCGUCCUAUUCUGGGUAUCGCUCCCUUGAACAAGCAUUACAGCCUGGUGAACAAGAACACGCUUGAGUCCCUUGAGGUGGACGUUGCUCCCAAGAGCAAGCUGUCCCUUAUCAAGGGCGCGCAAGUGAUGUACCCUGCUGAACAUGAGGCAAAGUUGGCCAACGUCGACAGGAUUCCUAUCGAGAACAGCAUGGGAACUCAGUAUUUUAUGGAUUUGAAGAUUGGCACACCCAAACAAACCUUCACUGUAAUCUUCGACACUGGUUCAACUGUCUUCGGAGUAUUUACAUGGAAGAAUAAUUUGCCGAAGGACAUCAAGGACAAGCUUCCAAGCUACUACUUCUCCCAGAAUCUUUACGGUUUGGAGCAAGUCAAGGUUUCCUCGAGCUCCAAUUAUUCCAGCAUUUUUUCUGUCAAGGGUGUCUUCAUCCUGGCCUGUGUAAACAUAGCACUGCUUGCAUCGAUCAAUGUUCUGCUCCGCAGGCAUCGCCGACGGUCGUACCAGGCAACGGCGAGCGAAACAAGUCCACUGAUCUAG